AUGAGUGGCCCCCCAAGUAAGCAGGCUGUCGUCGAGUUUCGGACGUCGAAGAGUCGUCCCUCGAUGCAGACGUUACAAAGACCUAGCCUGAGAGCUGCGCCCAGCGAGAGCAAGAGGAGAUUGCUAUCGAAGAUCUCUGUUUUCGGCUUCCUCGGAAGUCGUAUGUUCUUCCAUAAACGCGGAGAUCGAUUAAAGGUCCCCAAAUAUCAAAACACCUAUCGUCUGGAACCGUUUCGCGCUUACCACGCAGACGACGUCGACAAAAUUGUGCAAAAUAUCAUGGAGAGGAAACUGAGUAUAGUCACGUCGUACGAUCCGCAACAAGCGGCUCAAUUAACCUCCGAAAUCGGAACUGACGUGCAAAAAGCGAUCAUCAGGAAGGAUUACGACAGGUACAAAAUAGUGACGCAGGUGGGUAUCGGGCAACGUCUCGAUCAAGGCAUUCACGCCAGCUUUCAGUGUCUCUGGGACGUGGAACGCGACAAUUAUUCCUACUAUGUUUUUGAAAACAACCACAUAUACGCGUGGUGCUGCGUAUUCGGUAUAUAUUACGAGUAA
Messenger RNA from Megachile rotundata (alfalfa leafcutting bee), 558 nucleotides. Its product is annotated as dynein light chain Tctex-type protein 2B. Gene Ontology annotation, biological process: microtubule-based movement. Gene Ontology annotation, cellular component: cytoplasmic dynein complex; cytoplasm. The record is from RefSeq and is a predicted model, not a curated record. Gene Ontology annotation, molecular function: dynein intermediate chain binding. NCBI's taxonomy places the organism in Eukaryota, Metazoa, Arthropoda, Insecta, Hymenoptera, Megachilidae.